Annulohypoxylon truncatum is the source of this 2063-nucleotide messenger RNA. RefSeq names its product DUF500-domain-containing protein. Lineage: Eukaryota; Fungi; Ascomycota; Sordariomycetes; Xylariales; Hypoxylaceae. The transcript is spliced from 3 exons. Gene Ontology annotation, molecular function: phosphatidylinositol binding. The record is from RefSeq and is a predicted model, not a curated record. The coding region runs from base 461 to 1861 and encodes 466 amino acids.
GGCUGCGCCUACCUUAGGAAGGUACGUUUGCGUGUGGCGAUGACAUCAAACCUGGGAAGUCGUGACCCCCUCCAUCACUGGAUAACAUGAUAACAUGAUUAUUUUCUCAUAGCUGCCCGACACAAACACCUUUCCAGCCACUCUCAAUAUGCGUAUAUCUGACACUUGCCCCUAAAAGUGUUUUGCCAUCCAAUUAGAAUCUCACAAAGUCAAUCUAAUUAUCUGAGCCACCGUCGUACGUGGAGCUUUGAUCAAGCUACCAAUCUUCUAUACUACCAUUUGUGCUUUAUUAGUCGGUGUCGUUCUUCAGAGUCAUAUAUUCGUAUAUCCAUAUAUCCUACUCACCUGCUCGGGUACCUUUCUCAUUCUCUUUAUUUCUUCCUUCAUUUCUUCAACAUCAGGUUCUGUUCUCUCAAUCUGUCGCAGUUCAGUAACUAAUAGCUAUUGGGACUAUUCGACUAUGAGCGCCCAUCCGAGCCAUCCGCCUCAAUCGGAGGAUACUCAUACUUUCUACGCCGAGCUUGCUGGCGAUACCCCUCAAUCCUUUCCAACCCCGCCUAAUCAACAUCAACAGGCUCAGUUCCCGCCUCCUCCCCCAGGACCGCCUCCCUCAAAUGUGAACCAACCGAACUAUCCGCCUCCGCCGCCUGGUCCUCCUCCGAACCAGGCACAUCUAUAUAACCAGUAUCCAAAUGCGCCUCCACCUAGUUAUGAGGAAAGCGGAGGCAGUGCUGGAUUUUCGUACUCUGACGAGAAGAUACCAGUCCUACCACCCCGUCCUAAUCCUCCACCAACUGCGCAGUCAGCCGCGCAAACCCCUCCGGCUGUAGGUGCCUCUAUUCCUCACGUCGCUGCUGCUGAGGAGACGUCCGAGCCAGCAAAGUCAGGUUUCGGACGCAAGCUUUACCAAUGGGGCAUCAAAGCCGGCGUGCCGAUCAACAAGCUCACAAACAAGCUCGGAUCUGAGGCUUUCUGGCCCACGAGUAUGGAUAAAGAAUGUGAUAAGGCGGCGCGUAUCCUGAAGAGUUUCUGCAAAGAUGGAUUUUAUGCAGGCGGAUCAGAGAAAGAGAAAUCAUCGAACAGCAAUGCAAACUUGGGUGGACCUAGCGGCAAGCCUAAGGUCUUGGUGAAGAUUCCGCAAGCUGCGAUCGUUAAUGCCAAGGGUCUUGCCAUCUUCACCACUUUCCGCACGGGGUUCCAUAUUUCUGGGGCAGGAGGCUCCGGGCUCGUCGUCGCGCGGCUACCGGACGGCCGUUGGUCACCCCCGGCCGGGUUCCUGGUUCACACGCUGGGUGCCGGUCUUAUGGCUGGGCUCGACAUUUACGAUUGCGUUUGCGUGCUCAACACCGAGGCGGCCGUUGACGCUUUCGCAAAGCCGCGCGUGAGUUUGGGAGGAGAAAUAGCUGUCGUUGCCGGUCCGAUAGGCGCGGGAACUAGCGUCGAGGCAGCAGUGGGGAAGAAUGUCAAACCUGUCUGGAGCUACAUGAAGAGCCGCGGUCUAUAUGGCGGUGUGCAGGUCGAUGGCACGGUUGUAGUUCAAAGGCCGGACGCCAACGCGGAGUUCUACGGAGUGAACAAAAUCGCAGUAGAGAACAUUUUAAGAAACGAGGUUCCUGAUAAUAGUAGAAAGAGCAGUUCUAAGGGUCCGGUCUUAUGGCCUGAAGGCGGGAGACAGCUGAUGGAAGUGCUGAAGGCUGCUGAAGGAAAAGGCGUUGAUGCUAGAGUUAUGGACCAGCUUAGUAGCCAGCCUACGCCCGGCGACAUGGCGCCUUCGCCAAUACCGUCACCGAUACCGUCGCCCACUCCCGAGCAACAGAUGCGACAAGAUAACGACGGCAAGGAUAAGGUAAGGUAUGCUUAAGUUGAGAUAGCGGUAUUGAAUGAUUUGGUGGAGUUGAUUAGGUACUUAUACCAGGCGAUAUGUAAGUGGUUAUGGGUGAAAUGGAACGAAUAAAUGACAGUCAUCCUAAGUGCGAAGCCAAUAUAUUUAUCUUACGAUCAAAAAGAAUUGCCACUACUGCGCCGAAACAAAACUACAAAAUAAUCACAAUCCACUUCCUAAA